This is a messenger RNA of Parnassius mnemosyne (clouded apollo), 1896 nucleotides long. The record is from the annotation of a GenBank genome assembly. NCBI's taxonomy places the organism in Eukaryota, Metazoa, Arthropoda, Insecta, Lepidoptera, Papilionidae.
AUGAAGGUCUAUGAGCCAAACGCCCAACCCACCAAGUACAUAUGCGACAUCGAUUCAACCGUUGCCCAUAUACAAGAAAUGUUUCAAAAACUGUCCAAAAAUGAUUUCGGCAAAUACGUAAAAAACAUCAGCUGUUUUAAAUACAAAAAGGCACCUUCAGCCUUUUACAUCAAAGCUACGUCAAUGCAGAGCAAGAAAAGAUCUAAAUUCCAUUCCAAAACUGGCCACGUACACACGAACCUAACUAAAAAAAUAUUGAAUUGGAAUUGGAUACGUGAUAAAAGGUCUUCGCAACCAAAUAGUGAUGCUUAUGGUGAUUUUAUAAACGCAAAAGAUUUUGGCAAUGAUUAUUUUGAUGAUUUCGAUGAUGAAAGUAAAGGUUUCGAGGUUGAAAAUUUGAAAGGAAACCUACAGUAUGCCUUAAGGGAUGAAAAAGAAGACUAUGAUAAAUUGUAUUUGGAUGGCGAUGGCGUAUAUCGAAGGAGAGAAAAUGAAAGGAAAAAGAGGGGAGCUGUAGACAUGACUGAUGUAGUCAACGGCUUGAGGAAUUUGCCUCCUUUGCGACCAUUAAUUGAUGAAAUUUUCGUAAUACGUGGCGAUUCAACGACAAUUCAAUGCAAUGCGUCGGGUUUUCCUCUUUAUUCAUAUUCGAAUCUGUCCAAUUUCGACCAAUACACUUGGUCUGCUGAAAGGAAGGCCAUGCUACAGUACUCCAACACAAAACUCUUUGGGCCCACUAUUUCCAUAGUCAAUAUCCAACCCAGAAACUUUGGCACGUAUACCUGCUACAAGGAUAAGAGUGUUAUAAGAAGCGUCAAGCUGAAUGUCAUAGUGAUCCCCGACUUCAAUGUUGUCUUCACACCAUUGUACAAGUGCCAAAGCGAAUGUACUUAUGAGGACCUGAUGAACAUUCAAAAGUUGGGCCCAAUGAUGUCUAAGGCAAUGUGCAGCGGAGACGAUGAGCCUGAUUCAAUACGUAUCGAUGAACCGGUCUGCAUGUCGAAUAAGGAAAAUGAAAAUGUGCUAAAACCCACGGUGGUAAUGAAGUCAAGUCCUCAGCCAACGAUUGAAUGCAGUCCGGAGUGUCAAAGGGAUUUAAAGUGCUCGUUGGCUCUGCUCUGGGCUAGCAACGCGCCAUCUUUGGCAUUUGUUAAGGUUGUAAUUUUCUACGAUGAUUUUAACAAGACUUUAACGCCCUUGGAUACUUGUGAUUCAGACUUGACGACUGUUAUGGCAUUGAAGAAAAAGGAUUCGAACGGUCACCAUGAGUACAGGCGGCUGGUGCUCGACAUGGAGCCCGGUAACGUAGAUGUAGUGGUUACCUGCCCAGCUGGGUUCUACCUCCUGGCGGAUCAGAAGAUUUGUGCUGUGUGCCCGGCGGACACGUGCUCGCUGGCGGGCGAGAACACGUGCACCGCGUGCCCGCGCGGCACGCACGCUCCGCCCGGCUCCUGCGCCUGUCGUCUAGCAUUCGGUCCGCACAGACCAAAUGUUUUACUGUUGCCACCUCAUGCGAAAUGCGUCGAUCGUGUAGAGGCUACAUUGCGCGGUGACGUUCAGCAGUGGCAGUGGCAGUGGCAGGUGUGCGCGUGGCAGUGGUGCGUGGUGGUCUGUGGCGUGGUGUGCGGUGGCUGCGUUGCGCUUGCACUGAGCACCCGCCGCCUUCGGGGCCAGUGCGAGCCUCCAGCGACACUAAGCGUGCCGGGGUGCCUGAGCGCAGCGCAGACGCAAGGGCGCGUGCGACGCCCAUUGUCGCCGUCGCGGGUGCUCCUCGAACGAAUUUUCAAACGCUCUCCCUCAUCAUCUCGGGCUACUGAUUCUCAAGAGACAAGAUUCGGAAUGUGGAAAGAGAGGAAUGGACCUCCUCCGUUGCCGCCCAUUGAUUUUGAUUUAUGA